CCACGAGCUCCGACAGGGUCCCUCCCGAGCUCGAGGUUUUAGGUCUUCGCGGCGUUCUCUGUAGAACCGGUCUGACCGGUCGCCAUAACCGGUCUGACCGGUCUGUGCGCAGGGAGCCCGUUGGUGAAGAUCGUGUCGAUGAUCAACGCGCGUUCUAGCGUAUUCGAGUGUGUUGGCGCAAAUUAGUGUUAACAAAAACCAUUGACAAGGAUCAACUUGACUCGACCGUUGAACAAUGGCAUGGAGAAACUCUUCGUGAAAGCAUCAAGAGAUUUGAGCAUUUUAUUGCCCUUCAAUUGGGGCUCAAGAAGGGGAUGAAGGUCCUGGAUGUUGGAUGUGGAAUUGGGGGACCCUUAAGAGAAAUUGCCAGAUUCAGCUCAACAGAGAUAACUGGGUUGAACAACAAUGCUGACCAGAUAUCAAGGGGCAAGGAGCUCAUUUCUUUGGCAGGUUUGAGUGAACAGUGUAACUUUAUAGAGGGAGACUUCAUGAACAUGCCAUUCCCUGAUAACACCUUUGAUGCAGCCUAUGCAAUUGAGGACACAAUUCAUGCACCUGAUGUGCUAGGCGCCUACAGGGAGAUAUACAGAGUGCAGAAACCAGGCCAGUAUUUCGCACUAGAUGAACUGUGCUUGACUGAUAAGUUCGAUCCAAACAACACUAAACAUAGGGACAUCAAGGCAGAAAUUGAGCUUGGCUGUGGCCUGCCUGACGUCCGUAGCACUCGCGAGUGCAUCCAAGCGAUAAAAGAUGCAGGAUUCGAGGUUAUCUUCGCGAAGGAUCUUGCUGAGGACUCCGACUGCCCUUGGUACCAUGAAAUAGAUCCUGGCCACUUCUCAUUGAAGAGCAUCAUCAGUACCUCACGUGUCGGACACCUCCUGACUCGUGCAAUUGUUGGCACACUUGAGUUCCUCCGUAUUGCCCCCAAAGGCUGCAAUAGAUUGUUCAGCAUCCUGCAGACUGCUUCCCACGGCCUGCUGACGGGCAGCCGGGAACAGAUUUUUACGGUGACCUUCUUUGUCCUGGGCCAGAAACCUCACAAGGAGAGUGAAAUUUAAAGCAGCCUACAACAAUAAUGCCGUAUGUAGUAUGGGCUUAUACUCAGGAGUUAUAGGACUAAAGUUGGCUGUGAUCCUUGCACUGUACUAAAGUAUUGCUAAAGUUCUAUAAAAUAAUGUUGUAUGCUGUGUACUGAAUUACUGGGAAAUUAAGAUUACUAUCUGGAAUAAACAUACUUGUAGUAUCCGGAUAUUGAGCGCUCUCUGAAAAGUUAGCAAUAUCUCUGUGCAAACAUAUUGAUCAAUGGCACCAUAUCGCAAGCAA
Molecule: messenger RNA, 1323 nt
Organism: Panicum virgatum (switchgrass)
Lineage: Eukaryota; Viridiplantae; Streptophyta; Magnoliopsida; Poales; Poaceae
Product: cycloartenol-C-24-methyltransferase 1-like
Exons: 10
Coding region: 315-1058 (247 amino acids)
Biological process (GO): sterol biosynthetic process
Cellular component (GO): endoplasmic reticulum
Molecular function (GO): sterol 24-C-methyltransferase activity
Source: RefSeq, a predicted model, not a curated record